Messenger RNA from Eucalyptus grandis, 933 nucleotides. RefSeq lists its product as uncharacterized. The transcript has 3 exons. The coding region runs from base 163 to 933 and encodes 256 amino acids. Lineage: Eukaryota; Viridiplantae; Streptophyta; Magnoliopsida; Myrtales; Myrtaceae. The record is from RefSeq and is a predicted model, not a curated record.
UGAAUGAUGGUAAGGAGAUAGCUGUGAAGAGACUUUCGAGCAUCUCAGGCCAAGGCAUAGCAGAGUUCAAGAAUGAGAUCCUUCUAAUAUCCAAACUGCAACACCGAAAUCUGGUGAGACUUGUCGGUUACUGCACAGAAGGAGAAGAAAAGAUAAUAGUGUAUGAGUACUUGCCGAACAAGAGCCAGGACGACUUUCUUUCUGAUUCAACAGAGAAGGCAAAACUUCACUGGGCCAUACAAGAGGGCUGCCCACUUAUAUACCAAAGGACAAAACCGUGAGACUCGGUAUGGGAUAGGCCAAAGCGGACAAUACCUCGAGCAGGUUUUGGUUGCCGAUCUCUUCUCUGAGGAUGGACGAGCUAUCAGAGCAGAGAUUGAGUCUUGGGGUUCGCCGCUUCCUUCCUUGUCUGGAACCCAAGAUCGGUUCUGUUGGAGGGAGGACUCGAUGGGCUUGUUCUCGGUGGCCUCGCCUUGGGAGGCCUUAAGGAGGAAGAAGGCCAGAGUCAAUUGGCAUUGUUUCAUUUGGAGUAAUGCCAUCCUGCCUCGCUACCAACUGAACCUAUGGCUCAUCACCAAUAGAAGGUUACCUACUCAGUCUCUUCUCAUGUCUUAUGGUAGGAUUGAUGCUGUUUCCUGCCCUUUUUGCAAUGAGGUGCAUGAUUCAAUCAAUCAUCUCUUUUUUGGUUGUCGCAUUACCUCGAGUAUUGCCUUUUUCUGGGCUACUAGAUGCAAUCUUCCACGACCAACGGGACUUGGGAGGAGACUCUCCGUUGGGCCAUUACCUUGCUCGGCGGCAAGGAGUUUUAUAAGUGUGUUGCCCGGUUCUCCUUUGGGGCGUGUCACAUCAUCUCGGAGAAACAAGAAUAAUAUUCUGUUCGGGGGAGCCGUUAUCUAUUUCGGCCAUGAAGAAGCAUCUCCUCAAGGUUGUUAA